UCUUCUCUUCUCCUCCACCGCCGAUCCCCUUUCUCCUCUUCCCACCGACGCCAGCGCCGACGAGCUCGCGCCACCCAUCUCCUGUCACUGCUGAGAUAUGUAUUGCCAGGCGUGAUGGUAUUCUGUUUCCAGGAGGCGUGAUGGAACCACCGGAAGACGGAGAACUGGCGGCGCGUCUGCCGGAGGAUGUGCUCGUCGAUGUGCUCAGCCGCGUGACGGGGCCGCGCUCGCUCGCCGUGUCGCGCUGCGUAUGCAAAGCGUGGCGGGCCAUCAUCGACGGCGAGGGACUCAUGCGCAGGGAGCUCCCGUUCAGCGGCAUCUUCAUCUGCUUCAGGGAGCUCUGUCUGCCAGAGUUCUUCUCACGCCCCGCGUCUCUGGAUCGGCCGGCUAUCAGCGGCAAGCUCGAUUUCCUGCCCAGGGCCAUUGAAGUUCGUCCCGAUGGCAACUACUACAUCGAGGAUCACUGCAAUGGACUCCUCUUGCUCCAAGGGAGCUACAUCGAUGAUCACUACGUGGUUAACCCUGCCACGCGGUGGUGGAACGCUCUGCCCUUAUGCCUGGACAAUCGUACCGGGGGAAUCGUCCGUGGUGAUUAUUAUCUGGCCUUUGAUCCCACGGUGUCAUCCCACUACCAGGUGUUUCAGAUCCCUUAUUUGGAUUGGGGAGAAGAUGAGAUUGACCCGACAUCCGAAUGGCCUCCAUCUCCAUAUGUAUUGCAUGUAUUCUCUUCAAGGAGAGGCUGUUGGGAGGAGAGGCUGUUUGUUCGAGAAGGGGAUGCCGCAGGAACCGUUGCAAAUGCACGUGUGCGCUUUGAGGGCCAACAAAACUCAGUCUAUUGGCACGGAUCCCUUUACGUGCAUUGUCAAAGUGAUUUUGUUAUGAGAUUUUGCAGAAUAUCUUUGUCUGAAGAUAAGUACAGUAUGAUUAAGCCACCAAUGGAUAUUGGGUGGAGCAGUUAUCUAGGAUUAUCUGAAAAAGGUGUGUACUGUGCAUCAUUUGUUGAGAAUGCUCACAUUCUGGUUUACACCCUCACUGAAUCGUGUGAUCAGUUCGAGUGGAUAUUAAAGAACGACUAUGACCUUAAGCCUGUGCAAAUGUUUGAUGGCCAAGUUAAUGGACCCUGGAUCUUAGAAGACAUUAACUAUGACAAUUUUCGUUCUCAUCUACCAAGUAUCAACAAGGAAGAAGUAAUUCAAGAGAAAUUUGAGUGGAACUCUGAUGAUAACGAUUCACCCAUACAAAGAGAUUCUCUUUUUGAGUAGGUCAGAGGACUAUAAAUUGAAUGCAAUGGCGUUUGCCUAUCAUUUGAAUAGCUUCAAGCUGGUUGAAAAUUUAGGUAGCAUAUACCCGACAGGUCAUGACUAUUUCAGCUGCAGCAUUCCUAAUGAAUCUCAUGAGAUUGAUUCUUUUCCAUACACACCAUGUUGGAUCGAAGAGACCCCAGAAAGAAUGAAUUAAUCUGUAGUAGCUCGUCUCAAACAUUAUCAGUUUAUCAGAUAUGUGCUGUUUUUGUUUGGAUAUUUUUGGCUGUAACUUGUGCAACAAAUUGUUCUUUAAUUAUUAUUACUCCAUUUUGUUAUCAA
Messenger RNA from Triticum aestivum (bread wheat), 1583 nucleotides. Its product is annotated as F-box protein At5g07610. The transcript is spliced from 2 exons. The record is from RefSeq and is a predicted model, not a curated record. Bases 141 to 1262 code for a protein of 373 amino acids. NCBI's taxonomy places the organism in Eukaryota, Viridiplantae, Streptophyta, Magnoliopsida, Poales, Poaceae. Gene Ontology annotation, molecular function: protein binding.